Molecule: messenger RNA, 3821 nt
Organism: Physella acuta
Lineage: Eukaryota; Metazoa; Mollusca; Gastropoda; Physidae
Product: kelch-like protein 20
Molecular function (GO): protein binding
Source: RefSeq, a predicted model, not a curated record
UUUUAUGUCUAUUGCUCACUGGAUUAUUGUUUUAACAUCUUCUAACUUUAGACUGGAGUCUGGAUUUAGAAUCUAGAAACCUAGAUCUAGAUCUAGAUCUAGAUUAUAUCUUAAACUAGUCUAGCUAUAAGUUAGUUCAAGGCCCAAGUCAUAGAGUCUACAUAGUUUAUUAUGUUUAAUCCUGUCUUAGUUUUGUCUAAAAGUUGUUCUAAAUUCUAAAAUCAUGGUUAACUACAAACUUUUGUGAGAGGUGAAAAAAAAAUAAUUAUGAUUUGUCUCUUUAAUGACUUACUAAAAGUUUGUAUGUAAUGGUUUAAGAAGGAACUCUUAUAACAUCAGCUGAUCAGAGAAUGAGUCAUAUAUUUAAAACAGUGAGAAGAUGAAAUGAUUGAGGCAGUUUGUUUGAAUGAGCAGACUGAAAAUGAAUCGACUUGAAACACCUAUGGAACGGUCAUCCUCACCUGCAAGGCUUGGAUAUACCUCUGAUAAACAUCCUAGACAUACACUGGACACUGUCAAUGUUCUACGCAAACACAGAGAGCUGUGUGAUGUCAUUCUUUUAGUCGGGUCUAAAAAGAUCUUUGCUCACAGAGUAGUUCUCUCAGCAUGCAGUCCCUACUUUCAUGCCAUGUUCACUGGGGAGUUAGCAGAAAGCCGUCAAACGGAAGUCACUAUAAAGGAUAUAGACGAAACAGCGAUGGAACUUCUAAUAGAUUUCUGUUACACGUCUAGCAUAACAGUUGAGGAAAAUAAUGUACAGACCCUUCUCCCAGCUGCUUGUUUAUUGCAGCUUGUAGAAAUUCAAGAUGUGUGUUGUGAGUUUUUAAAAAGGCAGCUUGAUCCUUCCAAUUGUCUAGGCAUCAGAGCAUUUGCUGACACUCACGCAUGUCGAGAUCUUCUUCGAAUAGCAGAUAAAUUCACACAGCACAAUUUUCAGGAGGUAAUGGAGAGUGAAGAAUUCAUGCUCCUUCCUGUCAAUCAACUAGUAGACAUAAUAUGUAGUGAAGAGCUCAAUGUUCGGACUGAAGAACAGGUCUAUAAUGCUAUUAUGAAUUGGGUGAAAUAUAAUGUGCAAGAACGAAGACAGCAUUUACCCACGGUUUUGCAACAUGUCAGGCUACCUCUAAUGACUCCCAAGUUUCUGGUGGGUACUGUGGGGGCUGACCUAUUGAUCAAGAGUGAUGAAGCGUGUCGAGAUCUAGUUGACGAGGCUAAGAACUACUUGUUGUUACCUCAAGAGCGCCCUCUCAUGCAAGGGCCAAGAACAAGACCAAGGAAACCUAUCAAGUGUGGUGAAGUCUUGUUUGCCGUUGGGGGCUGGUGUAGUGGAGAUGCCAUCUCAAGUGUAGAGAAGUACGACCCUGGCAGCAAUGAGUGGAGGCUGGUUGCCCCCAUGAGUAAACGAAGGUGUGGAGUGGGCGUGGCCGUACUCAAUGACCUUUUGUAUGCCGUGGGUGGUCAUGAUGGUCAGUCAUACCUCAAUAGCAUAGAAAGGUAUGACCCACACACCAACCAAUGGAGUUCCGAUGUUGCUCCAACUAGUUCCUGUCGCACAAGUGUGGGUGUAGCAGUGCUUGGUGACUUCCUAUAUGCAGUCGGUGGACAAGAUGGUGUAUCCUGUUUAAAUUAUGUUGAAAGAUAUGAUCCACAAACAAAUAAAUGGCAAAAGGUGGCCUCUAUGAGUACAAGGAGGCUUGGAGUGGGAGUGGCAGUGUUGCAAGGCUAUUUGUAUGCUGUUGGUGGGAGUGAUGGGACUUGUCCACUCAAUACAGUUGAACGCUUUGAUCCACGGAACAACAGAUGGACACCAGUUGCCCCAAUGGGGACAAGGCGCAAACACUUGGGGGUGGCUGUCUUCCAGAACAUGAUCUAUGCUGUUGGGGGACGAGAUGACACCACAGAACUCAGCAGUGCUGAGAGGUACAACCCACAGAAAAAUGCCUGGGAGCCAGUUGUUGCUAUGACUUCUAGAAGAAGUGGGGUUGGACUUGCUGUUGUCAAUGGGCAGUUAAUGGCUAUUGGAGGAUUUGAUGGGACAACCUACCUGAAGACAGUGGAGAUUUAUGACCCUGAACAAAACUGUUGGAGAAUAGUUGGUAGCAUGAACUAUCGCAGGCUUGGGGGAGGUGUGGGGGUGGUCAAGCUGCCACAGAACGACACCCAUCUAUGGUAACUGUUUGGUCACUAUUGUAGGAACAGAUCUACUCAACUUGAAUGGUAGUGAAACAGCUUCUGCGUGAUGGUUUGCAUGACUAAAGCACACAGAGUGAAUAUUGAACAGCAGCGACAGGUGUUGGGUGAUCUGUGAUGACCAGCUAUCAUUGUGGCAUUACCCUCAUCCUACUAGUCCCAAUUUAGUUGACACACAAAAGCUUAGAAACAGGCUCUAUUUUAUACAGUUUUACACAAUCAACAGCAGUGUCUUUGAUGACUGGGUAGUUUUAAUUAUCAUUCCAUGUUAACAGCCUCAAGAAUGCUGAGUUGCUUCAUCAUAUGGAGUUUGAUAUACAAGAUCUAAACAUUGCUGGUCUGAACCCACACACUGGCAGGGUCAGUAAUUUGACCACAUCUUUGUUAGAUUCUAGUGCACUGUGUGUUCAUCUACACAAUUUACCUUACUAUUUAAGUCUGUUUUCAACUAGGGAGUCUGUAUUGCAAAUUUAAAACAGGUUGACAUUAUUAGUUCUGCUAUUUCUUUACUGUAAAUUGCAGUUUAGUUUUUAGUCACAUUUUUUUGUUUUAGACGUAUAAGUUUUAGCAAGUAAAACAGAAAGGCACAAAUGGUUAAAAAAACAAAACAACCAAAAACAAGCGGAAGCUUAAGAAUGGUUGAAAUUUUCAAAUUCCCUUCCUGAAGUUGCCGCUGAUCUGUAUCUUAGUGUUUGUAAAGAGGAUUGUGUAUUUCUGUUGAAAUAAAGCUUGCGUACAAACACUGUUAUAAUUUUAAUGUCACCUGUUAAGAAAUGGCAUUGACUUUUACAAUUUUUAACUACCUGCCAAUUGUCCCAUAUUUAUGAAGUGUCAGGCCUCAAAUGUUAUUUAUCCCUUUCUGACUUCUUGUACUUAACUAGCUUUAAAUUCUUGUCCUCUGUGUAUAGUAGAAUGCUCUGCCUCAUCUAAACCUUUUAACUGUGGUGUUAUGUUUUUUAGAGUAUUUAUUUGUUUAGAUUUGUUCAGUUAUACUGCCAGAAAUUGAAAUGCAAUAUGGUGCCAUAAAUCAGGCUUCAAAACUGGAUUGAAAAAAAAAAAUACAUUUUGGCUUGAAUUCUCACUAAAUACCCUGUGUAAAUAUUUUUAAACUGUCAGAACUAUAUUACUGUGAGAAAAGCCUAUUUUAACAUGAAAUGUGAAUAAAAGAAAUGUUAAUACCAGCUCCCAGCCGAUUGUAUGAUUACAAUUAUUUUAAAUUUUUAUGUGUAAAGUAGUUUUAACUUUACCGUUUGAUUCAUUUUUUUAAGCACAAGUAAGCCAGAAAUGAGUGGGUUUUUUUUCCAUUUAAAUAAAAUGGAAAAAAUGAAUGCAUUUAUAUAUAGUAAUAGAGUGUAUAUCUUUCUAUACCACUGUCAAUGUAUGUUAUAAAAUGAAUAAGUUACAGCAAGUUGCUCAACAGACUUUAGCAAGCAAUGCUUGGUUGCCGACACAGAGCAACAUUGAAGGUUGACCACACUGAGGGAAUAUAAGUUACCGAAGCUUGUCGAACUGUGGUUGGAUUGAGCUCCCUUUGUUUUGCUAUGCAUCCUUUUUCACUCAACUGUAAAUGUUAUUUAUGAUUGUAUGUAUGUACCUAAUGAAGAUGUAAAUAAAUUCCAUAUUCUGAACAA